Ilyonectria robusta is the source of this 483-nucleotide messenger RNA. RefSeq names its product phosphatase inhibitor-domain-containing protein. The record is from RefSeq and is a predicted model, not a curated record. The coding region runs from base 1 to 483 and encodes 160 amino acids. Gene Ontology annotation, molecular function: protein phosphatase 1 binding; protein serine/threonine phosphatase inhibitor activity. Gene Ontology annotation, cellular component: nucleus. The transcript is spliced from 2 exons. NCBI's taxonomy places the organism in Eukaryota, Fungi, Ascomycota, Sordariomycetes, Hypocreales, Nectriaceae.
AUGUCCCAACGACAGCAGCAACAACAGAGUGCACCGGCACCGUCUCAGACCCAGACGGAGCAGGCGACGAAAGCCCCUGAGCCCGAGGCGAGCACACCGGCGCCGCGAGUUCUUCGUCUGCGCGGUGCGAACCAAUCCAAUGGCCGAGCGGUGCAGUGGGCCGAGGACGUGGUAGACAACGAGGGCCUCGGGCGGAAGAGUUCCAAAGUAUGCUGCAUCUACCACCGACCCAAGGCAGUAGGCGAGUCGAGCGACGAGUCCUCGUCAGACUCAUCCGACUCUGAUUCCGACUCCGACGCCCAGCCCGACGGUGCGCGACCAGCGGGCGACAAGGGACGAGACUGCGGACAUGGUCAUAACCACGAUCACCGACGAGGACGGAAGAGCGAGAAGGGAAAGGAAAAGAGAGCACCGAGCCCGAAUGCUUACGAGAAGGUGCCCAAGCCUAAACCAAGAGAUGGGGCUGGGGGGACCAAGUCUUAG